This is a messenger RNA of Apus apus (common swift), 5856 nucleotides long. RefSeq names its product pleckstrin homology domain containing A3 (gene PLEKHA3). The transcript is spliced from 8 exons. The record is from RefSeq and is a predicted model, not a curated record. Bases 247 to 1149 code for a protein of 300 amino acids. Gene Ontology annotation, cellular component: trans-Golgi network; early endosome; recycling endosome. Gene Ontology annotation, biological process: receptor recycling; retrograde transport, endosome to Golgi; endosome organization. NCBI's taxonomy places the organism in Eukaryota, Metazoa, Chordata, Aves, Apodiformes, Apodidae.
GCGUAGCCAGGCCGGGCUGUGCGGCCUGGCGCGCAUGGGAGGUGCGAGGCGCCCCGCGGGGCGAGUGGCGCCCCGGGGCCGCCGCUGCCGCCGCGCCUGAGCCGAGCCGAGCCGAGCGGCUCCGCCUCCGAGCGCGCAGGGAGCAGUAGCGGCGGGGACGGGAGGUGAGCGCCCCUCCCCGCGGUGGCUGCCGCUCUUUCCCCGCGCCGGAGCAAGAGGAUGCGGCCCGGCUUCGGGCUCUGAGCGAUGGAAGGGGUCCUGUACAAGUGGACCAACUACCUGGCAGGUUGGCAGCCUCGGUGGUUUGUUUUAGACAAUGGGAUAUUGUCAUACUAUGAUUCACAGGAUGAUGUUUGCAAAGGGAGCAAAGGAAGUAUAAAGAUGGCUGUGUGUGAAAUAAAAGUUCAUGCAACAGACAACACAAGAAUGGAGUUGAUCAUCCCAGGGGAACAGCAUUUCUAUAUGAAAGCAGUUAAUGCAGCUGAAAGGCAGAGGUGGCUGGUAGCACUGGGGAGUGCAAAAGCCUGUUUAGCAGAUACCAGAACAAAAAAAGAAAAAGAAAUAAAUGAGACCAAUGAAUCUCUUAAAACCAAAAUGUCCGAACUUCGUCUCUACUGUGAUCUUUUAAUGCAGCAAGUUCAUACAAUACAAGAAUUUGUUCACCAUGAUGAGACUCGUUCUCCUCCCAGCAUUGAGAACAUGAAUGAAGCCUCUUCCUUGCUUAGUGCCACAUGUAAUACAUUUAUCACAACGCUCGAAGAAUGUGUGAAGAUCGCUAAUGCGAAGUUUAAGCCAGAAAUGUUCCAGCUGCCUCAUCCUGAUCCCUUAGUUUCUCCUGUGUCACCAUCACCUGUCCAAAUGAUGAAGCGUUCCAUUAGCCACCCUGGUCCUUGCUAUUCAGAAAGGAAUAAUCACUCUGUAAAAGAACCAGUUUCAUCCCUUCACCGAUUUUCACAGCAGUGCAGAAGAACAUACUCGGAUACAGAAUCUUGCAGUGAUGCUCCCUGUGAAGAUUCUCAGAGAUCUGCUCACUGUUCUAGAAGUGCUGUCAAUGGAGAUCUGGUAUCAGCAACUAUUCCUGAAGAAAACAGAUCAGUGUCAAAGGAAAGAUCUGAACUGGAAGAGACUCUUUCAUCCUUUUCUUCUUGAAAAAAACGAAAGUAUUCAGUUUUCUAUAAAUAAUGCUAUGCAAAAUCUGCUGUACUUGUACUGUUGUUAUAGGAAGUAGUGAUUUCCCUUUUUAGAAGGAUUUCUCUGCACUUUAUAGAAUAACAAAAAAUAUCUUUGAAGUGUAUUUUAUCUUUAUAUAGUUUAUUUGCAAGAGUAUUUUCCUAAUAUUUCACAGUUUUAAUGUGCAUUUUUUGGAACAAAUGGUGGCUUAACAGGUAAGCAUCCACAUUUGUAAAUGUAGCUCUUUUUAAAAAGUGUGAAGGUCUGACUGAUAUGUUAGUAAACCUGCAGGUUAUAAACUUCAGCAAAAAGAUUUAAAUUAUUUUUUUUUUGAGAAAAUGCAAUUUGUGCCAUGGGUCUCUUGGUCAUUUGUACCAGGUCAUCCACCAGGAGCUGUGAUUAGUCUUGCAAUGGCUUUUUUGCCUGUAUAAGGGCUGUGGGAAUGGGCACUAAUGGGUCUACUCUAGCAGCUUGAUGGUAAUUGUCAUUGCCUUCUUUAAAAAUACAAGGAUAUACAUAAUCCGGUCCUUAUUUUUAGCCAAUGAAAGUAGAAAUAUUUAGUGUAUUUUUCUAAACAAAUGUAUAAAAAUAACUUAAUAUGAAGCAUUUGUACCAAACAUUGGAUAUUUAAUAAUUUUUAUUUAUUUAUUCUUUUUUUGCAUCAAAAAUUUCUACCUACUUUCACUACUAAAGAUCUACUAAAAGCUUCAAAAUGUGCAUAAAUCAUUUCUGGGGUGUGUAGCAUCACAAGUAGCUGAUUCAGCCCUGGUAAGAUUUACUCUGCUCACUUAAGAUGUGUUUUUAGCAAAGUAUUAUAGAAGCAAAAACUGAAAUAUUAGACCAUUAAGCUGCUGUUGUAAUGAAUAUUUGUAUCUAUACAUUUUAUUUAUAUUAUUUAUACAAAAAGGAGCUUCUCGUUUUGCAACUCCUUUGGAUCAUUUGAGGAUGGUAUACACCAGGAGAUAGAUUCUGCUCUCAGUUACAUCAGUGUGAAUUUGUGACUGUAAGCGAGGUUGGAGUCUGUCUCUUAAUAAUUAAUGAGUAAUAUAGUGUAACAGUGCCUACCAGCACCUUGGCUGUUAGUGUUGGCAUUGUAAGCUUUUGGGCAUUUUUUGGAGUGUUCAUGUAAGGAUAAAUUUGGUCUAAAGUCUUUGCUGUAGAGCACUUUAAGCAAGCCAUUUACUGUUUUUGAUUUACACAAUUGUUAAAUACACGUACAGGGUUUUUUUGCACUCAAGCACAUACCAAAAUCCCUUUUUUUUAUAAUCAGAUCUUCUUUAAUUUGGUGUAACGAGUCUUCCUUUUGUGUAUAUGAAUAAUUUGGUGGUUUUGAAGCAGGCUGGAAAGGACAGAUGGGAAAGGAAUGGAAACUUUCCUGAUAAAUUUCUAGAAUGUUGAUUUGUCUAAAUCAACAUAGGUCUAAAUGUUGAGGAAAAACAUACAAACUGUUACCCACACAUGAAACACCAGUUCAUAAACCAUUAUGUCAGGGUUGAAUGGAAUGGUUUGUACAAGUAAAGUUGCUUGUGGAUACCAGCUCGCAGCUGUCAUUUGUGCUCAGUUCUGUCAGUUUUCAUGCAACUAGCGUUUGCAUUGCAUAUCAGCCAUGCACAUGCUUGUAUAUUUUUUUCUGAAUGUUUGCUUUAAUGUAUUCUGUAUGACAUGAUAAUUGUAAAAAUAAAUAUUAAAAAAGUUGUUCAGAGAAGUAAAAUGCAUAUUGCAGUGAGUGUGCUGUCCUGAAUCAUAUGCUGUUUUUUGAGAUUUCACUAAGGUUUCUGCCAGCUUGUGCAGUGCUUGGCAAAAAGUCUAAAAUUUUUGUCAAUGAAAUCAUCAAAAAUAGUAUGCCAUUAUACUUUUCGUAUCAGGAGCUAAGAAAUAGUUUCUGAAAAUGAUGCUUAGCUGACUGAAUCACAGUGGUCCAUGUGUAUUGAGACUAUUACACUUGGAGAUUUGUAAAUACUGAGAUGGCAGUGGUCGGAGGCUUUAAACUUCUGACAACACUUCCUCAGAGAAAGCAAGCUUGGGAUAGGAAUACUUCCUGAGGUUGCUUCUGCAUUAAAAAAAAAUGUACUUAAUUUAGUUAAGAAUUGAAAUCACAGCUCUCUGUAAGGUUAUUUUCACAAACCAUAAACUCAGGUUUUGCUUGUUAUGCCACCAUCAGUUUAAGUAAGUAUUCUAGUGUAGCUGUUGUUUCUGCUGGUGUAAGUUAAGUUAAUAAUUUUUUAAAGGGGUAUAAUACCAGAAUGAAGGAAAUGUCUGUGUCUGAAAAAUAACUAAGUUUGUUUUUUUUUUUUGGAUGUUCCCCAUGCUUUAAAAGAGUUCAAGUGGAGCCUGCCUGUUACAGGUGUUAAGCUUUGAGAGCUGAACCCAAGAGUUUCUGAUCCAGAUCUGGAAGAUAAAGUUAUUGCUUAAAGGGAAUUUAUGUAGAACCUGAGUACCCAAAUCUACAGUUGCCAUCCUGAAGAUUUCCACUGUUUAACAUUGAAGACCAAAGCGUCAUAUAGACUUCUGUUUCACUUGUAAAGCUCCACUGGUGCCUGUAACUUGUAUAUGUGUAGCCUCAGAAUUAUCACUGUCUUGGAACUUGAGCGGUGAACUGAGUGCUUCAGUAUUUUGCAGUGCUUGAAUAGCACACUAACAAGCUUACUAGAAGAUAAUGUCCUGUGCUUUAAAACGUUCUGAAGGAAUUGCUUUGCCUGUGCACUUCCCACUGUGGAUAUACAGCAGUGAGUAGAAGGUGUCAUUCAGGAAUUUAAUUUAUUUAGCAUUUUGAUAUUUGUUAAAUCUGGACGGACAAGUGAGAAUGUUGUUUGACACGUAUCUUAAGUAGUCAGACUGUUUCCCUGCUUUGCUGUCUGGUGCUGCCCUUUUCUUUGUCACAGGGCCCUGUCAUCGUGGCUAUUUAUGUGCCAAUAUACAUAGCUACAUCCUGACUGUUCUAACCAGCAUGGGACAGAAGGCUAAAGAUGAGAGCACAAAGACAGGCCUCCUUCCGUUUUUUUUCAAAGGGAAGAGUAAACAGGCAUCUCCAAGACUGUCAAUGAUAGUUGUCAAAGGUAAUAUUUUAAAUCCUGUUGAGGGACAGGAUUUAAGAGUAGCCUCUUUUUCCCUGUGUUUCAUAUUCUUUUGUGAUAAACACUGCUUUGGAUACUUGUUGUAACUUCCCUUUCUUUGUGCAUCCUGUAGGUUUUCUAGGCAUUUUCCAUGAAGUUUGGGUUGCAGUAGCAGGUUGUAAUUACCUUACAUGAAUCUGAUUCCUAUUUUUCAAGGCACUAACUGUAAUUUUCUGACAUGUAAGAGUACCUUACUAUCUCUGUCAUCCUUUCUUCUUUGUACUGCUGCUGUUAGUACUAUGGAAUGUUCGAGUGCGGGAGUGACCAAAAGAUUUAUUUUCUACUUUUGUUAUGCUUUGUUUUUUUUGUUUUUCUUGUGUUUUUUUGUUAAUAGACAUUAAGCAUUCUAUUAUUCUCUUGAAAGCCAAGUUCUAGAACAUUAUCAUCUUCCAAAAGGGGGAAGGCAAAAAAAAACCCCAACCAACUUAGAGAAGAUGUAAUAUUUUAUCAGAGAUGGGAGGUUUUUGUCUUCUCUUCAUAUAAUUUUUCUCCCUAAGAAGGGAAAAGUUGAAACUGGAGGCAGUGGUAAGAAGUUAAAUGUUAAGACAAGGGUUUCUUGUCCGAUUUCUUAGUGUUCUUAUAGCUAUGCACCUUCACACUUUUCUCAGGCUGCCAAAUGUAAAAUGUUGAGAGUCUGUAGUUAUAUGUUAGAAGUCUUACCAUAUCAGGGGUAUGUUAUUUUUCUUAAAUUUGGCCUAUAGUGCAAUAGAUUUUUAUCUUUAAAGAGAGCAAAUGUUAGCUUGUACAGCUAAAAGUCCCGAUAUUCUGCCUGAAGAUAAUAAGCAGAUAAUUUGUAAUGUUCAUUUCUCAUGUUUAUUUUCUUUAUCCAGAAACUGCUUAAUCUGUGGUUUCAAAAAAUGGUACUGUUUAGUGAUAUGUUCUGUUAAACCAAAUGUUGAAUCUUUAGGUUGUGACUUCAUCACUGUCACACUGUAUUAGCGUUCGCUUGGCAGUCUUGUGUAAAAACACUGGCUCAGCAGGCUGGCAUGUAAAGUUAUUUAUUAAAGCUGUGCUUCAGCAAAACCUUUAAGUACUUGAAAUCCUAUUUUUAGGCAUGUGAGUGACUCAUCUACCUUAAAGGUAGGUGGGCUUGAUUAAGUACUGUGCAGAGUUAGGCUAGAGAGGUACAGGCAGAAUGAACUUGAUUACUCUGCCACAGCAGUGUGCUUUCCUCGAUCAAGUUCACAUGCCUAGAUGUAAUAGAGAGCAUUGAAGGUUGAGUUUCCAGUAGCAUUUAUGGAGAAGAGUCCAUGGUUGAAUCUGCAGCUGCUGGCUGUCACUAUUACUUUCUGCUGAGGUGACUUACUAGUGCAUUUUUAGUGUAAAUUUUAUUUUUUUAUUUUAUUAUUUGCCUGUGUACACAGUUGUUGGUUAAACAAGACUACUUGUGGUUUUUUAUGUCUUGAGUUUGUUGGGUUGAGGUGUUUGUGGUUUUUUUUAGACAUUUAAUUAAAUUAGAAUGCGAAGCUUUCUUGGGGUGGUUCUUUGCUUUGUUUGUUUUUGGGUUGGUUUUUGUUUUGUUUUUCUCUUUGAAUCCUUUAAAGAUGAAAAUAAAAUAGCUUUUUAAACGGCA